Molecule: messenger RNA, 3118 nt
Organism: Cottoperca gobio
Lineage: Eukaryota; Metazoa; Chordata; Actinopteri; Perciformes; Bovichtidae
Gene: incenp
Product: inner centromere protein
Exons: 21
Coding region: 240-2726 (828 amino acids)
Biological process (GO): mitotic cytokinesis; metaphase chromosome alignment; meiotic spindle midzone assembly
Cellular component (GO): midbody; nucleus; kinetochore
Source: RefSeq, a predicted model, not a curated record
ACGUCACUGAGCUUCGCCUCGGGAUUGGCUGGUGAAGUUUUGAACAACUUAAACGGUUUCAGCGCGGACGACUGCAGUUACCGUCCUGUUGAGAGUUUACACAUGAGCUGUAAAAGAAUGGAAACCCUUUUAGCACAUUUAUUUUUACGUCAGUAUGCAAUUGAUUUAGCUUUUAAAGUCAGCGGAUCAAAGAUCAUUGGAUUCCCCUUUCAGAGACUCGGAUAUCAAAGGCCGUCAACAUGAGCUCCAUACUAUCAUCCAUACAAUCCCUCAUGCAAAUGUUUGAUGGCAAAGCCAAAGAAUUCACCAAUGACAUUGGUAAUGUCCACAUGGUUUGGCUUGAGGAGAUCCAACAAGAAGCCAACCGCAUGUUCUCAAGAGAUUUUAAUGCUGAACCAGAAUUGAUGCCAAAAACACCGUCACAGAAAAAGAACAGUCGUAGGAAGCGUGUAUCUUUGGGGCAUCAGGAAGAAAAUCAAGCCAGGCGAAGAUUUUCAAAGGGAAAGCGCAGUAACCUUCGCGGCAACGCCAUCGUAGCACUGAACUUCAUUGAAGAAGAGAACAUUCCCGAGGCCUCCACCUCUCAGGCUGACACCACCGCGCAGCCUAAACGCACCACCCGCAAGAACAAACAAACAAAGGCAGAGGCGGCAGAGGAUGUGAUCCAGCCACAUGGCAGCUGUGAAACUGAGGAGGUGCAGAACAAGAAGCCGGAGCUCGUCGAGGAGGAAGAGAUUGCCAAAGUGAACAAUGCUGAAGACGAGCCGGACUUCCUAUGUAGCACCGCCCAGUCUCCACCUACGUUACCCUUGCCCGAGGUUGUUGUCAGCAUCUCUACAUCAGACAGAUCGUCUGCUGAGAUGGCUAAAAAUCUGCAGAGCAAAGCUCCUGGCCGUACUGCUGCUAAGAUCACAAUAGCUGGCACAGCUCAAAGCUCACGGCGGAGCUCUAUCCGGUGCUCCCUCAAGCUACGUCACUCGCUGGCCGGUCUGCGGCACAGUAUGACACAGGAGUCUAUUCGCCGCUCCUCCCGCCGUAGCAUGCUUAAGAGGAAGGUGUCUCGCAUGGGCAAUUCCACAUGUAGCAGCAACGUUGAUGAGAACUCUAGCGUGGACUCUCUUGAGGAAGAGGAUAGAGAGGCCAUGUCGGAUGCUGUAAGUGCAGACGUGGAAGAAACCGCUGCAGCUGAAGAAUGUAUGGAAACUCUCGAGCUCCAGAUUAACCAGAGCUUACAUCCAUCUGCCGGACGCGUUACUCGCUCUGUGACUGCGAACACUGAACUAUCAGUGAGCACUCCCAACAAGAGAACAGUCGCUGGGAAUCUACAGAUGUCAGGUCGCAGGUCACGCCUGAGUAGCAAACGCAAAGCUCCAGACACUGCAGAGGAAAGUCCCACCAAGAAACCCCAUCCUCCUAAGAAAAGUCAAAGUGCGAUGAGGCCCAACAUGAGAUCCUUUCUUCACACUGUGCAGAAGAAUCAGAUGCUAAUGAUGACUCCGAAUUCCCUCGGCCGGACAGCUGUUAUCAAGUCCUUCAUUAAACACAACACUCCUCUGAAGAUUGAUUCCAAGUCGAGCGCUGGUAUAGUGACAAAAGAGCGUUACAAACUGGAAGCACUUAAGAAGAAGCAGGAGCAAGAGGAGGAAAGGAUGAAGAAAAUGGAGGAGGAGAAGAAAAGGAAACAGGACGAACUUAAAAGAGAGGACGAGAGGCUGAAAAGAGUGUUUGAGGCCAAAGUUAAAGAAGAGCAGCGGGAGGUGGAGAAGAAGAAGAAGAUCGAGCAAAAAAUGAUUCAGAUUGAUGAGAAAAAUGAUAAGCGCCACGCUGAGGAGAAGGCCAAGAAGAAGGUGGCCAUUAAACGUCAAGAGGAGCUGGAGGUGAAGAAGAAGCUGGAAGAAGAGGCUAAGAGGAAGAAGACUCAGCAAGCAGAGGAAGAGAAGUGGCAGCUGGAGUUACUGGUCAAGAAGAAGGCCGAGGAAGAGAAGCGGCAGCUGGAGUUAGUGAUCAAGAAGGCCGAGGAAGAGGAACAGCGAGCUCGUAAACUGGCUGAAGCUCGCCGAGCGCUGGAGCUGAAGAGAGAGCAGGAGCGUGAGAGAGAGAGGGAGCGACUAGCUGCAGCUGAAAGUGAGCGAGUGGAAAAAGAAAAGGUUCUCACUCUGCAGUGGGAACUGGAGAGAGCAGCAAGAGAGAAAGAGAGGAGGGAACUGGAGGAGAAAAGAAGACGGGAGGAGCAGCAGAGAUUAGCUGUGCAAGUGAAAGCUGCGAAAGAGAGAGAAGCUGCUGCUAAAAAGGCUGCUGAUGCACAGAAGGCUGCUGCUAGCUUGAAUGUGACUGUGGACAUUGAGCGCACUGUAAUGACCACGCCUGCAGGAAAAGGUGGAGGCCUCAAUGUGACCGUGGAUAUUGAGAAAUCCCCACAAUCGUACUACAUCACUCCAAAGGGGGGCAACAAGCCCAAAGUUACAGAAGAUUAUGGGAUGGACCUAAACAGUGACGACUCAACUGAUGAUGAGUCUGCGCCACGGAAAGCUAUUCCAUCUUGGGCAGAAAGUCACAAUCUGCAGCAGAUAAUCAUGAAGCAGUACUUCAACCCUCCUGAUUUAGACUCUUUCUUCGGAACAAUUGAACCACCAAAACUGGAAAACAUCUUUUACAAGAGCAAGCCUCGCUAUUUCAAACGCACCAGCUCUGCUGUGUGGAACUCUCCUCCAGUUGGAAGCAAGUAAUGUGUGUAUACUGACGCAGAUACACGUGCAUUGCUGCGCACACUUUGUUUUAAAGUUUGAUCUGUUGUUUUAAAGUCCGUUUCCGGUAUAUUUGUUUAAAAAUCUAUUUCCAAUAAAGCAACGUAUUUUCCAGGAGAUUUUUUUUCUGUGUUUAAAGUUUUAGUCGAUAUUUUAGGAAUAGUCUUACUAGUAUGUACAAUAUUAUGGAUAUAAGUAUAAUUGAUGCUUCACGCUUGGACUUGGAAAUGAGUGUUUUAUAAGUGGGAUUUGAAUGUUUUUGCCAAGUGAUCAGUAAAAACUUUCAUUUGUACAAUGUGUACUGACUGUAAAUGAUGGUAGGAUUCUAAUGUUUGGGAUUUAUUCAGGUGCAUUAAAAUGGUUGAAAAAAUAAA